Molecule: messenger RNA, 498 nt
Organism: Menidia menidia (Atlantic silverside)
Lineage: Eukaryota; Metazoa; Chordata; Actinopteri; Atheriniformes; Atherinopsidae
Source: the annotation of a GenBank genome assembly
AUGGCGGUCACCCUCUGCCUGCUGCUGCUGCUGCUGCCCGCCUGCGAGGCCCGGCGGGGCCGCGGGGGCGGGGGGUUCGGCCGGGGGAUGGGCGGCGGCGGCGGGGGCUACGGGCGGGGCUGGGGGGGCGGCGGGGGCUACAGGCCCGUGGGGCCCGUGCAGAGCAGCGGCCCCAGCGCGGGGAAGGUGGCCGGGGCUGCGGCCGCGGGGGCCUUAGGAGGGGCCGUGCUGGGCUCCGCCCUCAGCCGCCCCGGGUACGGCUACGGGGGCGGGUAUGGAGGGUAUGGAGGGGGCUACGGAGGGUACGGAGGGUAUGGAGGCUACGGAGGGGGCUACGGACCCCGGUAUGGAGCCGGCUAUGGGCCCAGGCCCGCCUACGAGCCCGAGGGCUCCGGGGAUUUGGAGUACUACACCGGGGCUUCCAGCGGGCCCAUCUACAACAGCAUCGUGGUGGUCAUCGGCUCCCUGCUGCUCGGCCACUGGGUGGCGCUCAUGUAG